GCUCUUGAUUUUGAAACAAGAUCCUUUAAUGAGGACAAAGUACUGCAGGCCCGAGAUGGAGUUAUUGUGGAGAAGCGGCAGAGAAUCCCGGCGUCUGCUGCUCUCACUUCUGUUCCUCGCAGUCUGGGAGACUGGGAGCGGCCAGGUCCGCUACUCGGUCCCCGAGGAGGCCAAACACGGCACCUUCGUGGGCCGCAUCGCCCAGGACCUGGGGCUGGAGCUGGAGGAGCUGGUGCCGCGCAUGUUCCGGGUGGCGUCCAAAGGCAGUGGGGACCUUCUGGAGGUAAAUCUGCAGAAUGGCAUUUUGUUUGUGAAUUCUCGGAUCGACCGCGAGGAGCUGUGCGGGCGGAGCCUGGAGUGCAGCAUCCACCUGGAGGUGAUCGUGGAGAGGCCGCUGCAGGUUUUCCAUGUGGAGGUGGAAGUGAGGGACAUUAACGACAAUCCGCCUGUGUUCCCCGGAUCACAAAAGAAUCUGUUUAUGGCUGAAUCUAGGCCGCUUGACUCUUGGUUUCCACUAGAGGGCGCGUCCGAUGCAGACGUCGGGGCCAACGCUCUGCUCACUUACAGACUGAGCCCCAAUGAGUAUUUCUCGUUGGAAAAAACAUCCGAUGACAAGCGGAUAAAACGUCUUGGACUUGUAUUAAGGAAACCUUUAGAUAGAGAAGAAAGUUCGGAAAUAUUUUUAAUGCUCACGGCCACUGAUGGAGGCAAACCUGAGCUGACUGGCACCAUUCAGUUAUUGGUCAUAGUGUUAGACGCCAAUGAUAACACUCCUACUUUCGAUAGAACACUCUAUACGGUGAAAUUACCAGAAAAUGUUCCUAAUGGAACGUUGGUAAUUAAACUUAACGCCUCAGAUUUAGAUGAAGGCUCCAAUGGAGAUAUUAUUUAUUCAUUCUCAACUGAUACUUUACCAAAUGUGAAAUCUAAGUUUCACAUAGAUCCAAUUACUGGAGAACUUAUUGUAAAGGGAUAUAUUGAUUUUGAAGAAAGCAAAUCCUUUGAAAUUUUUGUAGAGGGCAUUGAUAAGGGACAGCUCCCACUCUCUGGCCAUUGCACAGUUAUGGUGGAAGUUGAAGACACCAACGAUAAUGUGCCAAUAAUGGAAUUCAAGUCCCUGUCACUCCCAAUCAGAGAAGACGCUCCAUUGGGGACUGUCAUCGCCCUGAUAAGCGUGUCCGACCGCGACUCCGGUGUAAACAGACAGGUGACCUGCACACUGUUACCUCAUGUCCCCUUUAAGCUGGUGUCCACCUUCAAUAAUUACUAUUCGCUGGUGCUGGACAGCGCCCUGGACCGCGAGAACGUGGCAAACUAUGAGCUGGUUGUGACAGCGCAGGAUGGGGGCUUGCCUUCGCUGUCGGCCACCGCCAGCGUGUUCGUGGAGGUGGCCGACGUGAACGACAAUGCGCCAGCAUUCGCGCAGCCCGAGUACACGGUGUUCGUGAAGGAGAACAACCCGCCCGGCUGCCACAUCUUCACGGUGUCUGCGCGGGACGCGGACGCGCAAGAGAACGCACUGGUGUCCUACUCGCUGGUGGAGCGGCGCGUGGGCGAGCGUGCGCUGUCGAGCUACGUGUCGGUGCACGCGGAGAGCGGCAAGGUGUACGCGCUGCAGCCGCUGGACCACGAGGAGCUGGAGCUGUUGCAGUUCCAGGUGAGCGCGCGCGACGCGGGCGUGCCCCCUCUGGGCAGUAAUGUGACGCUGCAGGUGUUCGUGCUGGACGAGAACGACAACGCGCCCGCGUUGCUGCCGCCUGGGUCUGACAGCGGGGGCGGCGUGGUGAGCCAGCCUUUGGCGCGUUCUGUGGGCGCGGGCCACGUGGUGGCGAAGGUGCGCGCGGUGGACGCGGACUCGGGCUACAACGCGUGGCUGUCUUACGAGCUGCUGUCGGAGGCGGGGGGCGCUCACAGCCCGUUCCGCGUGGGGCUGUACACGGGCGAGAUCAGCACGACGCGAGCCCUGGACGAGGUGGACGCGCCGCGCCAGCGCCUGCUGGUGCUGGUGAAGGACCACGGCGAGCCUGCGCUGGCAGUUACGGCCACCGUGCUGCUGUCGCUGGCGGACAGCAGCCAGACGCCAAAUAACCCGUCACGGAUGUCCGUGGAGGCCACAGGCCCAGAGGCGGCGUUGGUGGAUGUGAACGUGUAUCUGAUCAUUGCCAUCUGCGCGGUGUCCAGCCUGUUGGUGCUCACGCUGCUGCUGUACACGGCGCUGCGGUGCUCGGCUCCGCCCACUGAGGGCGCUUGCAGGCCGCUGAAGCCCACGCUGGUGUGCCCCAGCGCGGUGGGGAGCUGGUUGUGCUCUCAGCAGAGGCGUCAGAGGGUGUGCUCUGGGGAGUGCCCGCCCAAGACCGACCUAAUGGCUUUUAGUCCCAGCGUACCUGAAUCUGGGGCAAUUGGAUUCUCUUUCUAA
Molecule: messenger RNA, 2416 nt
Organism: Pteropus alecto (black flying fox)
Lineage: Eukaryota; Metazoa; Chordata; Mammalia; Chiroptera; Pteropodidae
Product: protocadherin alpha-4-like
Exons: 1
Coding region: 29-2416 (795 amino acids)
Biological process (GO): homophilic cell-cell adhesion
Cellular component (GO): plasma membrane
Molecular function (GO): calcium ion binding
Source: RefSeq, a predicted model, not a curated record